This is a messenger RNA of Apis dorsata (giant honeybee), 1170 nucleotides long. Its product is annotated as LHFPL tetraspan subfamily member 2 protein. Bases 78 to 737 code for a protein of 219 amino acids. Gene Ontology annotation, cellular component: membrane. The record is from RefSeq and is a predicted model, not a curated record. The transcript is spliced from 4 exons. NCBI's taxonomy places the organism in Eukaryota, Metazoa, Arthropoda, Insecta, Hymenoptera, Apidae.
GGAAUGGAAAUGUUUUACAGUGGGAGAUUCGGAGGAGCUCGAAGGAUGGCAUAGGCGGCAUACAAUUGAACGGCAGCAUGUGCUAUGUGAUAGUCACUGGUCGUAGUUUGCUGUGGACGUUGCUGUCCCUGGUGGCGUUAAUGGCCGUUUUAUCGGGCCUCAUCACUCCAAAAUGGCUGAUUGGACCGCAGAUGAAGGACACGAAGAAUGGAUCAGAGUCCUACGUACCGACAGUUGGAAUUUUCAAUCGUUGCAUCAGGCUGCACGGGAAGAAGACUCAUUGCGCGAAUUUUAACUUGGACGGCUUCGCCACGGAUUCCAGUGUAUUUCCAGGCUGUUGGAAAGCCUCGUACUUCUUCUUGUCUUUUGGCUUGGCGAUUAUGGCGAUGACGGUGUUGGCAGCUUUGGUUGGCUGCUGCAUGCAGAGCAUCGGCAGAAAAAGCAUCUUCAAUUUGGCUGGUGUGGCGCAAGUCAUCGCUGGGAUAUUCUAUCUGUUGGGAAUGAUUUUGUAUCCAGCCGGUUGGGGAGCAGAAAGGGUUCAGAGGAUCUGUGGACCGGAAGCCGAUGCUUUCUACCUAGCUGAAUGCUCCUUAGGUUGGGCUUUUUAUAGUGCCGUGAUAGGGGUCGGGUUGACGUUUAUUUGCGCAGUAAUCAGUGGCCAAGCGGAAAAGUCCACAGCCAGCGACAAAGUUCAAGACAAGAUGAACGAGGGGAAAACUUUGAUUUGUCUCGCGUGAAACGAGAAAAACUGGGGAAUUGUAUAUCAUCUGAUCGAUGCCUUUUUUUGGAACAUCCGCAUCACGAUUUUCUAUGCCAGAAAAGUGAUGAAGGAAAAUGCCAAAAUAAUAUUCCUCCCUCUUGGAUCCGUUGGACGAAAGAACGAAAGGAGAGAGAGAGAAAAAAAAAAAGAGAAAAUUUAUCGCGGGACCAAAUUGAGAUUUAUCGAGGAUCAAGGUCGGUGAUUCUUCUUCUUCUUCACGGAGUGAAAUUAAAUUUUUGCUCGGACGGGGAGCAUUACUUAUAUCCCAAAAAUGAAUCUGUUCUGUGCCAAUUAAAUUCUUCCCCAGGUUUUCUAUCGAAAUAUAGCGUUGUAGUUGUGUUUCACGAUAAGUACGAUCGAACGUACUUUUCUUUUUUUUUUUUUUUUUUUUUUUUUUUUUUUUUUUUUUU